UAUUUAUAUAAGUCUUGUUACUAGCCAUGUGAGCUGAAUCGUGACCUGCUUAUCAGCUUUGUCUAUAAGUGGUAUACGCUGCAUUCUUACCGCCGCAGAUCCACAAAGAUAUCCUCAUUAUAAUGGCUGUCCGUGUCCUUGUGCUCGUUUUCACAGCUACUUUGUCCACAAAUGCUUUCUUCCUUGACACAAUAGACCAAGGAAGAUCUCAUUACAACUCAUACAAUUUACAUGAACCAUGUACUCAUAUAAAAGCCCUGAUUCAUGAGUGGGAAAAAGCUCAUCAUUUAGAAGCUGUGAGGAAGAUAUACGAAUACAUUGUGACUCACGAGAGCAACCACCAAGGACACAUAGAAAACGACAGAAAAGUGAGGUAUACCUACUCCAGUACCUUCGAUGAGGCCUUCAACAACCAUAACCGCAAUCCGGACGUAUCUAGAGUAGAACAACUAAUAUCACACAACAGAGAAUCAGGAUGCAUGCAAACGCUGCAGUCAUAUUGUGAAGAACUCCUCCAUAUUCAAGUCAACUCUCACCACCACCAAUCUACUCACAAGCCGACAGAAAAACCAACAACGGUCCAUGUCACCCCACAUAAGACAACCACAACUUUACCACCUACUACCACCACCUUACCACCAACAACAACAACCAUACCACCAACUACCACCACCUUACCACCAACAACAGCCAUGCCACCAACUACCACCACUAUUCCAAUAACCACUAUGACAGAGCAACCAUCUACCACCACAUUACCACCUCUUAAUCUAAAAACGUGUGACGCCUUCGCCUUUGUAAUGGCUCUGGCCAGCGGAGACAAGGUCCUGCAACAGUCUGCUGGUCUUUGUUCAGACGGAACACACAGCCAGUCCGAGGCUGUACUCCUUAAGACCUGUAAAAGUCCAGCACCAUCUACGUGGACUGCCGGACCAAAGGUGAUAGAGAACUGCUCCAGAAUCCCGGCUUACACCCCAAUUGCUACUUUUGAGUUUGGUCAGUACAAUAUGGACUCCUCGUCAUUGUCUGGAAUCUUUGUGGAGUGUACGGAUGAUGGAUUUAAGAUGGCGGCGCAGCUAUGUGGACAUGGGCCUGAAAUUUACACGAUCCACAAAGGUGGUUCCACACUUCGACAAGAUGCCAACAGUUAUUUUGUUGUUAACAUUUAAAAAGAUUCUGCAUCUUCUGUGAUACUCAUUUCUUUUGUACAUAGCAUCAUUAUCUGUUAUACAAAGCAAUCACAAAUCAUUCCAUCA
Molecule: messenger RNA, 1256 nt
Organism: Ostrea edulis (European flat oyster)
Lineage: Eukaryota; Metazoa; Mollusca; Bivalvia; Ostreida; Ostreidae
Exons: 11
Coding region: 123-1169 (348 amino acids)
Source: RefSeq, a predicted model, not a curated record